Rana temporaria (common frog) is the source of this 2728-nucleotide messenger RNA. RefSeq names its product reticulon 4 receptor (gene RTN4R). The record is from RefSeq and is a predicted model, not a curated record. NCBI's taxonomy places the organism in Eukaryota, Metazoa, Chordata, Amphibia, Anura, Ranidae. Gene Ontology annotation, cellular component: plasma membrane. Gene Ontology annotation, molecular function: protein binding. The transcript has 3 exons. The coding region runs from base 769 to 2181 and encodes 470 amino acids.
CCAAGUUGCAUUUGCAAAUGUUUCAUUAUCCCAGUUUGCUGUUUUGUGUGUACUGUUCCCUCCCAUCUGCUCUCUCUGUCUCUUGUAAAUCGGAUCAAGCCUGAUUCCCCUCACGUCAAACCACAUGAUCCCAUAAAACAUUCAUCACCUCUCAAUCCCUGAUCCAGCUCCAUAAAACAUUCAUCGUUGCUUUUCCUCUCACUGCUUUUCCAUAGAGUAAGUGGGGAAGGGAAGAAGAAGAAAAAAAAAGAACAGUGAUUUCACCAGGAGCGCCUGGCAGCCAGAGGAAGCACAUCACACAUUGAUGUGCUACAAGAGUGCGGGGGAGACAGGGAGCUCUCAUUACCAGCUGUCUCUAUGGUGGAGGAGACACACUCAUACAACUACCCCAUACACAACUAGUUCCGAUCGGGGAACACACACACCAAGCACUGGCUACUCACACUGGAUGUUGAAGGCAAACAAGAAGAUCGUGAUUGUGCCCCCCAAAAGACUGAAGAGGGCAAGCAGAUGGGGAAUACUCUUUGCUGUGUUUCUGGAGUGUGAUUCAUUUUACUGAAGUUUCCAUAUCCUAAGGAUUGCCUGUACAUUUUAUUUUUAUGUGCAAAAGGGAAUUAAACACAAGGAUGAAGCUAUUGUGUAACAAAGGAGCUUCCAGUGAUUGAUGUAUGAGUUCCUUUUCAUUGUUUGGACUUGUGGGAAUGAGGAACAGCUCUUCUGUGGUUCAAAAGAAAAUUCAAAGAAAAUGAAAGAUUUCACGUUAUAAACAUGCAAGGCGCUAAGCUGCUCUUACUCCUUACUUGCUGCAUAAUUUACAUAUUUAAAGUGGAAUGUUGUCCAGAAACCUGCCUGUGCUACAAUGAACCGAAAAUCACCUUCAGUUGUUCACAGCAAAGACUGACUUCCAUCCCUUUAUACAUUCCAACACAGACUCAGCGUAUUUUUCUUCACAAUAACAAAAUAACAUUUGUAAGGGCAACUAGCUUCACCUCCUGCCAGAACCUUUCUAUUCUAUGGAUCCAUUCAAACAACAUCAGUCAUAUAGAGUCUGGAGCAUUUUAUGGAUUAACAAAACUGGAAGAACUCGACAUGAGUGACAACUAUAACCUUAGAUCUGUUUCUCCACUCACAUUUCGAGGUCUUGUUCACUUACAUACUUUACACCUCAAUCGCUGUGGUCUGCAGGACUUACCUCUUGGAAUCUUCCAAGGCCUUUUCUCUUUGCAGUACCUCUAUCUUCAUGAUAACAACCUUUACUUCUUGCAUGAUGACACAUUUGUAGAUCUGGGGAACCUCACUUACUUGUUUCUUCAUGGCAACAAACUAAGUACCCUAUCUGAAAAUGUAUUUAGUGGCCUCAUAAAUUUAGACAGAUUACUGGUUCAUCAAAACAGGCUGGAUUAUAUCCAUCGCAGAACUUUUCAUGAACUUAAGAAAGUAACAACUCUCUACUUGUUUAGUAACAACUUAACCGUACUCAAGGGAGAAAUACUGUCACCUUUAGUAUCCCUUCAAUACCUACGUUUAAAUGCAAACCAGUGGACCUGUGACUGCAGAGCUAAAUCCCUCUGGAACUGGUUGAAAGCAUUUAAAGGCUCAUCAUCAGAGCUAGAGUGUUAUGUUCCACCAAACCUAGCUGGGAAGGACCUUAAAAAACUAGUCAUCGCAGAUCUUGAUGGAUGUGCCAAUACUUCUUUCCAUCAAAUGAGAACAGGUUUAUUUGGAGUCAAGGGCGAAGAGAUUGCAGACAGCUGCUGUCAACCUCCAGUCGAUAAGUCCCUAAUUACUGGAACAAAUGCUAAGUCUGGCCCAUCUUCUCAUACAAGUAGAGUUUUGCCAAAUAUCCCAGUCAAAGACAAAGAAAAUAUUUCAAAGACAAAAAUCAUUGGUAAUUCUGACCCUAAGAAAAACAAAACUUAUAAGCCUAUUAAUCACUCUCCUUUUGGAACAUUCACAAGCAAAGUAGAUAACUCUUUAACAAAGUUGAAUCAAAAUAAUGUUUUUGAUUCAGUUGAACCAUCUACUGUCCCAAACAAAAAGAGGCUUCCCUGCUCAAAAAAAGUUAAGUCAAAAUCACAGUGUCGAAUGUACCAACCAGGAACCAACUCUGCAUUACCGAAUUUGCACACCAUGGAUCUUCUAUAUAUAACUCUGAUUUUCAUCCACCAGAUGCACUUUUAAGCUCUCUAUCACACAGUUUCUCUCUCUAUCUCUCUCUCUCUAUAUAUAUAUAUAUAUAUAAAUAUUUUUGGGUUUAAGGAAGUUUCAAAGAAAGACUAUGAAUGACCUUAAUAAAUUGUUGCUACUAUAUACAAAAAUGUGCAUAAACAAAUGGCUUCACAAAAGGUUAUUGGUUAUUUUUUUAUGGUUGUGUACUUAAGAGUGCAGCAAGUGAAAAAAAUAUUGCUUUAUUCCUCAUAUAUUUAAGGAUAUGUUUAAUCCUUUAAAGAUUGAAAAAAAAAAAAAGCUAAACCUGAAUGUUUAGCCUUUAUUUGUAUUUAAAGUUGUACUUAAAAUGAUUCAAAGUGUACAUUGCAAAGAAAAUGCUGUUGUCUGCUCUGUUUAUGACUUAGAGUUUAUUGUAAUUAUUUCUGUCAUUAUGUUACUGGGUAGUAUUUGUUGAAGAAUGCUAUCCAUUUACUUAAACAUUUUCCAUGUAUACACAUAUAGAUAUGCAUUUUAUUUUAACUGUGCCGAAUUAAGUAAAAAAUAAAUCUGUUCUUUUUUU